AUGAGAGAGCGGGACCUGGUGCGCACCUUCGGGAUCCCGGAGCGGGCGCUGCUGGGCUACGCGCGGGCGCUGGAGCAGCACUACCACCCCGACGUGGCCUACCACAACAGCCUGCACGCCGCCGACGUGCUGCAGUCCACGCACGUCCUGCUGGCCACCCCCGCCCUCGACGACGUGUUCACCGACCUGGAGGUCUUGGCCGCCCUCUUCGCCGCCGCCAUCCACGACGUCGACCACCCCGGGGUGUCCAACCAGUUCCUCAUCAACACCAACUCGGAGCUGGCGCUGCUCUACAACGACGAGUCGGUGCUGGAGAACCAUCACCUGGCCGUGGGCUUCAAGCUGCUGCAGGAGCGCGACUGCGACAUCUUCCAGAACCUGUCCCGGCGGCAGCGCCAGGCCCUGCGCCAGAUGGUCAUCGACAUGGUCCUGGCCACGGACAUGUCCAAGCACAUGAGCCUCCUGGCUGACCUCAAGACCAUGGUGGAGACCAAGAAGGUGACGAGCUCGGGGGUCCUGCUGCUGGACAACUACACCGACCGCAUCCAGGUGCUGCGGAACAUGGUGCACUGCGCCGACCUGAGCAACCCCACGAAGCCGCUGGGGCUGUACCGGCAGUGGACGGAGCGGAUCAUGGAGGAGUUCUUCCGCCAGGGCGACCGGGAGCGGGAGCGCGGCAUGGAGAUCAGCCCCAUGUGCGACAAGCACAGCGCCUCGGUGGAGAAAUCACAGGUUGGCUUCAUCGAUUUCGUGGUGCAGCCGCUCUGGGAGGCCUGGGCCGAGCUGGUGCACCCGGACGCGCGGGAGAUGCUGCGGGCGCUGCACGAGAACCGCGAGUGGUUCCGGCUGCGGGCGCCGCAGAGCCCCGAGCCGGGCCCGGAACCGGCACCGGGAACCGCCCCGGCACCGGGGACAGCACCGGGAACCGCCCCGGGAACCGCCCCGGCACCGGGGACAGCACCGGGAACCGCCCCGGGAACCUCCCAGUUCUGCUUCGAGCCCCUCCCGGGAACCGCUCCAGGACCGGCACCGGCACCGGGAACGGCCCCGGGAACCCCCCUGGGACCGGCACCGGGAACCGCCCCGGGAGCCGCCCGGUUCUGCUUUGAGCCCCUCCCGGGAACCGCCCCAGGAACCGGCCCGGGAACCGCCCCGGCACCGGGGACAGCACCGGGAACCGGCCCAGGAACCGCCCGGUUCAGCUUCGAGCCCCGCCCGGAAACCGCCCUGGCACCGGCACCGGGACCGGCACCGGGAACCGCCCCGGGAACCGCCCCGGGAACUCCCCGGUUCAGCUUCGAGCCCGCCCCGGAGCCCGCCCCGGGAACCGGCCCGGGAUCGCCCCGGUUCCACUUCGAGCCCCUCCCGGGAACCCCCCCGGGAACCCCCCCGGGACCGCCCCGGUUCCGCCUGGAGCCCCCCCCGGGGCAGCGGGGGGAGGGGCCGAGCUCGGAUCGCUCUCCCUGACUUUGGGGUUUUUUUAUUUCUUUUUAUCUCGAUUUGGAUCCUUUUCCUUGGUUCUUAUGAAUUUUUUAUUGGGAUUCUUUUUAUUCAUUUUUAUUUUUAAUUUGGAUUGUUUUUAUUGAUUAUUAUUUUAAAAUUUUAAUUCGGAUUCUUUUUAUGUGGAUUACUUUAUUGUUAUUUUUCAUUUGGAUUUUUAUUGGGAUUCCUUUUAUUUAUUUAUUAUUAUUUCUUAUUUUAAGUGGGAUUAUUUUUAUUUAUUCUCAUUUCAAAUUGGAUUUUUAAAAUUGGGAUUCUUUUUAUUUAGUAUUAAUUAUUGGGAUUUUAAAAUUAUUUUGAUUUUUUUUAGUUUUAUUUGGGUCAUUUUUAUUGGGAUUAUUUUUUAUUUUUCUUUUUUAGUUUUAUUUGGGAUUCUUUUUAUUGACAUCAUUUUUCUUGAGAUUUUUUCCCACUUGGAUCACUUUUAUUGGAAUUUUUUCCCGUUGGGGUUAUUUUUAUUUUUAUUUUUAUUUUUUUUUUAAUUUCGAUUAUUUUUUAAUGAGAUUUAUUCUUACUGGAUUUUUUAAUUGGAAUUUUUUAAUUGAAAUUGAAUUGCUCUCAUCAGAAUGAUUUUAUUGCUAUUAUUUCUUUUUAAUUUUUUAAAUUGUUCUCACUGGAAAUCUUUAUUGGAAUUAUUUUAAUUGGAAUUAUUUUCAUCAGCUUUAUUUUUGCAGAAUUAUUCUUUUUUCUGACAUUCUUUUUUGAGAAUUGCCUGCAUUGGGCUCGAAUUAUUGGGAUUAUUUUUAUUGGAAUUCUUUUAUUGGGAUUUUUUUAUUGGGAUGGUUUUACCGGGAUAAUUCCAAUGGAAAUUUUUUUCAUUAGAAUUAUUUUGAUUUAUUUUUUUAUCGGAAUUGUUUUAAUGGGAUUAUUUGAUCAGAAUCAUUUCUACUGGGAAUGAUUUUAUCAGAAUUAUCAGAAUUAUUUUAUCAGAAUGAUUUUAUCCGAAUUAUUUUAUCAGAAUUAUUUUUAUCUGAAUCAUUAUUUUAUCGAGAUUCUUUUUAUCGGGAUUAUUUUUAUUGUGAUUAUUUUUUCAGGAUUAUUUUAUCAGCAUUAUUUUUAUCUGAAUCAUUAUUUUAUUGGAAUUAUUUUAUCUGGAUUAUUUUUAUUAUUUUAUCUGGAUUAUUUUUAUUAGGAUUAUUUUAUUGGAAUAUUUGUAUCAGGAUUAUUUUUUUAUUAUUAUUUUAUUAGGAUUAUUUUAUCCUGAUUAUUUUACCAGGAUUAUUUUAUUAGGAUUAUUUUUUAUAAUUAUUUUAUCAGGAUGGUUUUAUCCGGAUUAUUUUAUCGGGAUUAUUUUAUUAUUAUUUUAUUUGGAGUAUUUUAUCAGGAUUAUUUUAUUUGGAUUAUUUUAUUCAGAUUCUUUUAUUAGGAUUAUUUUAUUCGGAUUAUUUUAUUAUUAUUCUUUUAUUCGGAUUAUUUUAUUCAGAUUAUUUUAUUUGGAUUAUUUUAUUAUUAUUAUUAUUUUAUUCAGAUUAUCUUAUUCAGAUUAUUUUAUUCGGAUUAUUUUAUUAUUAUUAUUUUAUUUGGAGUAUUUUAUUCGGUUCAUUUUGAUUGAAUUAAUUUCAGGGUUUAUUUUGGGGGGGGGUCCGAGGAGGGGAAUUUUUAUUCUAUUUUUUAAAAAACGCGAAAAGACAAAAAAAGGCAGAAAAUUCCCCCCCCCCCCCCCCCAAGAGCAGCAGGGAAGGAAAGGAGGGGGGGGGGUCCCCAAAAGCCAUGGCUGGGGGGGGGGCGGGACCCCCAAAAUCUGCCCCGUUUGCACAGGGACCCCCAAAUUUGGGGGGGGGUCCCCCCGCCCCCCCCGAGCUGCAGCAAUACCGGGGUGCCCCCCCCCAUUUUGGGGGGUUUGGGGGGGGGUCUGACCCCAAAAUUCUGAUUUUUUUUUUGGGGGGGGGGUCCCCAUUUCUGGCCCUGCUGUAGCAUUUUUUGGGGGGGGGUCACCCUGCGCGGGGGGGGGGGAGGGGUCGUGCAGAGCUUUUAUUUUUGUACCGGCGGCGGCGCUGAAAAUCCCGGGAAUUGUGGGGAGGGGGGACCCCCGAAACCCCCCCCCAAAAAAAAAAAAAAACCAAAAAAAACCCAAAAAAACUCGCGGGGGGGGCGGGGGUGACCCCCCCCAACCCCCCCCCCCCAUUGUCACCCCCUUCUCCCGCCAGCGGCUCCAAUAAAGAGGAGAAGGGACAGA
This is a messenger RNA of Vidua chalybeata, 3676 nucleotides long. RefSeq names its product phosphodiesterase 4A (gene PDE4A). The transcript is spliced from 7 exons. Gene Ontology annotation, cellular component: perinuclear region of cytoplasm; cytosol; nucleus. The record is from RefSeq and is a predicted model, not a curated record. Gene Ontology annotation, molecular function: 3',5'-cyclic-AMP phosphodiesterase activity. Bases 1 to 1467 code for a protein of 488 amino acids. Lineage: Eukaryota; Metazoa; Chordata; Aves; Passeriformes; Viduidae. Gene Ontology annotation, biological process: signal transduction.